AUGGAAGAUGAAGACAACAAUUCUAGUGAGACCGGUAUUCCAUUAGGUGAUGCUUCGACUAGAGGCAGUAAGGUUAAUUCAGAACUUGAAAUGGAUUAUAGUAAUGAAUUUGUUACUCAUGGGAUAUUCAAGAGUCGAGAUGAGUUAAUUCAAUGGGCACGUCAAGUUGGAAGAAGAAAUGGAUUCGUUAUUGUCGUGCAAAAAUCAGAUGGAGGUGGUAUUCGAGGUAGGAAGCCAAGACUUAGCUUAGCUUGUGAGAGGAGUGGAUCUUAUAGGGACACUCGAAAAAAUAGCAGGUCUAAGACAAAAAAAGCAAGACUGACUGAAUAUCUUGAGGGUCAUUCUUAUGCUGGAAGGUUAUCACAUGAGGAAACCUCUUUGUUGGUAGACAUGUCGAAGAGUAUGGUACGACCAAGUGAGAUAUUGGUUACAUUGAAACAACGUGAUGAUGCAAAUGCUUCCACAAUGAAGACAAUUUACAAUGCACGUCAUAAAGUUGCUGAGAAAGCUGGGAGAUCUCAAAUGCAACAACUAUUAGGUCAGUUAGCGAUGAACAAGUACAUUGAGUGGCAUAGGAGCUGUGCAGAUACUGAGACAGUGACUAAUUUGUUCUUUGCACAUCCUACUAGUUUGAAGUUGUUACGUGCAUUUCCAAAAGUAUUGCCGAUGUUUAAGGAGCUUCAUGGUAAUGUCUUAAUUACUGCAUUAGAGAUCAUAUUGGCAGAGUUUAAACGAGCAUCUUCUGUUGGUAUUGAUAUUACUGCAUAUGGAUGUGUUGUUUGA
Molecule: messenger RNA, 783 nt
Organism: Camellia sinensis
Lineage: Eukaryota; Viridiplantae; Streptophyta; Magnoliopsida; Ericales; Theaceae
Source: RefSeq, a predicted model, not a curated record